This is a messenger RNA of Rotaria sordida, 1167 nucleotides long. The record is from the annotation of a GenBank genome assembly. NCBI's taxonomy places the organism in Eukaryota, Metazoa, Rotifera, Eurotatoria, Philodinida, Philodinidae.
AUGCAACGAAUUCCAUCAUCCUGCAUGGCAACAACUUUGAAUUUGAACGCAGAUAACAGCGUUUCAAAUAAUUGUUUAACUUUCAGUUGGAGUCAAAUUUCACGAUUGACUACAAGUUACACUACCUACAUCGAUUCGAAUAUAAAUCAAACAUAUUAUGCACAAAUUGCUGCAUUAACUGUUCUGGGCAAGAUUGACAAUUAUAGUUUGAAUUAUCAAUGUCCACCAGCUGAAUACAAUGGUGUACCUUCAGAUUGUAAAACUCAACCAAAUACUGAAUUGGUCGUGUUACAUAUUAGUGCUUUAGAUGGUAAAUUAUAUGCCAUAGACGUUAUUCUCUCUGGUACUCCUUUUCCUGCACCAGAAACUUUGAAUGAUAAUCAACCACCGUUUGGUAAAGCACGUCACCAGUUCACUACAGGAAUACGAAUACGAUCUACUGGUUAUUUUCAAAUCUGCAAAAAGAAGAAUAGUAAUCAAUGUCCAAAUAUGAAUCUCAAUGCGCGCAAAUUACCUAAUCCAUUACCAAGUAGUUAUGGGUAUGGUAUAUUUGGUGCUAAGUCAUUCAACUUAGUUACUGAUUCGACAUUGAUAAUGGAUGAUUCCAAUAAAUUACUUAUCCUUACUGCAGGUACUAGUUAUUAUUAUUUCAAUGCAACUGGAUUUUUUAUAUAUGAUUCAAGUGAAAACACAUGUAAAUGGUUCUCAAGUUGUAAUUAUAUUUGUGAAGCAUAUAAUUACAAUUCUCGAUUCUUAGAUUUUGGUGGUGAAUGGAUAAUUACAGAGAAAUGGGGAGUUAACAACAUGGAACCACUAACUGUAGAAACUUGGAUUGGACAUGCUAUUGAUGCUACUGGUGUCUUUCCGAUUAUCAUGUAUACUGAUAAGCAAAGUGGUCAUUACUUAGGAUUAGAUAAACUUGAUACGGUACUAAUGGAGAAUAUGGGGACUACGUAUUGGUAUACCAUUCAUGGUAACACAACACCAAGAACUACCAUUGAAGCCUAUCAACCAAAUGUUGUGAACGCUGGAUGCGUUAAAAGUAUAGAUGAAUGGAUGGGUGUUAGGAACAAUGCUGGCAUUGGUCUGAGAUUUCAAUAUAUUCGAAUCAUACUUACCAUCAUCGUUUUGAAUUAUCUUUCAACUAUGGAUGAAAUACUCUUCUAG